GUUUUGCAUGUGUGUGAUUUUCUACCCAAGCUGAGGCAGAAUGUCUUCUCAGUCAGAAAUGGAGUACUACUGUCCUGUCUGCCAUGACAUCUUCAAAGAUCCUGUUCUCCUUGGAUGUAGCCACAGCUUCUGUAAGGACUGUCUGAGGAGAUGGUGGUCUGACAAACUAAUACAGAAGUGCCCGAUUUGUAACAAGGUAUUUUUGUCGAAUGAACUGCCUUCCAACCUGGCACUUAAGAAUCUGUGUGAGGCCUUCUUACAGGAAAGAAAGCAGAAAGCUUCUCCGGGAUCUGAGCCUCUCUGCAGUCUGCACUCUGAGAAACUCAAACUGUUCUGUCUGGAUCAUCAGCAGCCUGUUUGUGUCGUCUGUCGAGAUUCAAAUUCACACAGGAAUCACAGAUUCAGUCCCAUCGAUGAAACUGCUCAAUGUCACAGAGGUGAGCUGCAAAAACGCCUGAAACAUUUGAAGGACAAACUAAAGAUCUAUGAACAAGUAAAAGGAAACUUUGAUCAAACAGCACAACACAUUAAAUCCCAGACACAACAGACGAAGAGGCAGAUUAUGGAGCAGUUUAAGAAACUUCACCAGUUUCUACAAGAGGAAGAGGAGGCCAGAAUCACUGCUCUGAGUGAAGAAGAAGGGCAGAAGACUAAAGUGAUGAGGGACCAGAUUGAUGCUUUAAACAGACAAAUUAUAGACAUUUCAGAUACAAUCAGAGCUGCAGAAGAAGAAAUUAGAGCUGCAGACGUGUCAUUCCUGCAGAGUUAUGACAACUCAAUAAAAACAGUCCAACAGCGCCUCCAUCUGGAUCCUUCAGGCCUGCCUGGAGGAGCCCUGAUAGAUGUGGCCAAACAUCUGGGCAACCUGACCUUUAAUGUGUGGAACAAGAUGAAGGACAUGGUCUCCUACUCUCCUUUGAUUCUGGAUCCAAACACAGCUCAUCCAGAGCUCAUCCUGUCUGAAGAUCUGACCAGUGUGACUUUUGGACAGAAACAGAAGCUUCCUCAUAAUCCAGAGAGGUUUGGUAAACAUAGGUGUGUCCUGGGCUCUGAAGGCUUAAACUCAGGGACUCACAGUUGGGAUGUUGAGGUCAGAAACGAUCGAUUUUGGGGUCUUGGUGUGAUGAAGGAAUCAGCUGAGAGAAAGGGACAGAUCCAGACUGGAUACUGGGAAAUAGUUCUCCUUGAUGGAAAACUCACAGCAGCCUCUCCACCACUUCCAGAUAAAGUUCUCCCAGUGGAGAAACCCCAGAGGAUCAGAGUUCAGCUGGACUGGGACCGAGGGAAGCUGUCCUUCUUUGAUCCUGACACUAAGAAACACAUUUACACCUUCAAACAGACUUUCACUGAGAAGCUGUUUCCUUACAUUGGGACCACGAGUGAGUUACCCCUGAAGAUUAUACCAACGACUGUCUCUGUAACAGAAGAUAUAGUCCCUUUAUCAUCAAGUUUCUGGUCUUUCUAGAUUUGUCGAGUUGGAUGUAAUAAAUUAUUUUGAUGUAUCCGCAUUCGUGCAUUUCACUUUUUGAUCAUAUAAACCGUAUUUUCCAGUGUAGUGGUAGUUAAAGGAACCAUCCUGUUAGGGCAUUUAGGGCUAGUUCUGUUUUUCCGCUGCUCAUUUCUAACAAUAAUGUAAUUUGGGUAAUAUUUAAGUAUUUUUAGACCCAACAUCUGGACAACCAGAACUUUAUUGUGUAGAAUAUGAUGAAGAGAUGAUUUUCUACUUGCAUUUAAUUCUAGAUCCAAACACAGUUAAACCACAUGUCAUUCACAAAGUUCUUAAUGGCCUCGCCCCAUCUUAUUUAUUUGAGAUGCUACGUUUUCGUGAGUGUGGCAGGGUUCUGACGUCAUCUAACCAGCUGCUGCUGGAAGUGCCCAGGUCCAAAUUUAAACACUGGGGUGACUGAGCCUUUUCAGUUGCUGCACCCAGACUCUGGAAUAAGCUCCCCACUGACAUGUGUUUCAUCACAGAGCUGGGCCAUUUUUGAUCUAAACUUAAAAUAUUUAUUUAGGAUGGCUUUUAAUACCCACUAAUGUGAUGACACUUCUAUUUUUAUUUUUCUGUUUUUACUUUUACUUAUGUACUUGUUUCCUGGUGUGUUUUUAAAUUGUUGUUUUAAUAUUUUGUAAAGCACUUUGGUUCACCAGUGGGUUGUUAUGAAGUGCUAUACAAGUACAUUUACAUUCUGUCCGAUUAUCUGAUCAGUGUGACAUUUGAACAGAGGAGAAACUACCUGAUAAUUUACCUGUUUCUGCUUGUAAUCACUAUUAUUAUUGGCUGUGUAGAAGAGAAUCUUUUUCUUUCUUACUUACUCAAUGAAUGUGAUUUUAUUUUGUAUUAUAAGGUGAAUCAGUUCAGGUGGUCAGGGUUACUACACACAUAUGGAAAUGUACCAGUAUGUACAUUUAAAAUAACGUCUAGAUCUGGAAAAUUUAUUUUCAUCAUAAUGUGAAAUACUGAAUUUUUAACUCCUAGAUACCUGUUAUUAAAUGUUUUGUGAUCUUGUAAAUCCAGUGUGAUCUGUAAGUUGUAAUACAUGUGUAAAUAAGUAAAAAAAAAAAAAAAAAAAAGAGUAAAUGUGUCAAUUAAACAAAAUGUUAAUUAAAAAUGUUAUUAAAUCAUUUGAAGAAAUUUCCAUAGAUGAAAAUAUAAAACAUAAAUUAUAUAAUAAUAUAAAAUAUAUUUAAUAUAUGAGGUUAAUAAAAUAUAUUUAAAAGUAUAUCAAUUGAUCAAUUUCAUGACUGAACUUUGGUCAUAGUUUACUUUUUAUAGAUUUCUGAAAAAUUAUUCUAUACGUAUAAUGAUGAAUAGCUUGACAAUCACUGUCCUAGAUGAUAGAAUGGCAUAGCUCAUCAUGAAAAUAAAAGUACUAUUUAAAACCCUUAUUCAGCGCCCAGAUUGUCCUUAAGCCUGCAGAAGACAGCACUGGUGUAUUAGCAAUGGCUGCACAUGUCUAAGGUUUCCCAUUAAGUCUGCAAACAAGCAUGUACAUAAAUGGAACGCCACAUUAUUAAUAACCGUGUGCUGUAACUACUAGAACAAGAUGUGUGCUGUAAAAUCUUUAUUGUACAAUACAAUCAUCUGGACCUAUAUGUUUUUUAAGAUAAUAAAUAGUUGUGCU
Melanotaenia boesemani (Boeseman's rainbowfish) is the source of this 3122-nucleotide messenger RNA. Its product is annotated as zinc-binding protein A33-like. The transcript has a single exon. Gene Ontology annotation, biological process: protein ubiquitination. The coding region runs from base 41 to 1465 and encodes 474 amino acids. Lineage: Eukaryota; Metazoa; Chordata; Actinopteri; Atheriniformes; Melanotaeniidae. Gene Ontology annotation, molecular function: protein binding; ubiquitin-protein transferase activity; zinc ion binding. The record is from RefSeq and is a predicted model, not a curated record.